AUGGAAAAGUUUUUAAUUAAUAAACUUCAAAAUCUAUUCAAAGGAAUUGACAAAAAGGUUUCAAGUUUGCACGAGAUUAAUUAUAAUCGAUAUGGAUGUUUUCAAUCUAUUCUUGAUUUGGAUGUUAAUAUGAUCAGCCAAAUUAGAAUAAAACAUUCAAAAUCACCUUCCAUUUUAAUUACUGAAACAUAA
Molecule: messenger RNA, 192 nt
Organism: Clunio marinus
Lineage: Eukaryota; Metazoa; Arthropoda; Insecta; Diptera; Chironomidae
Source: the annotation of a GenBank genome assembly